GGGCGCGGUGCCGAGGCCCGGAACAGGCAAGGGAGGGGGGGAGCGGAUGCUACCACCUCCGCCCUCAGCAUGGACAGGACCGCCGUGGCCAAGAUGGGAGCGGUGGCUAGCGCCAGCGUAUGUGUCCUGCUGGGCGGGGUGGUGCUGGCGCAGUACAUCUUCACCGUCAAGAAGCGGACGGGCAGGAAGACGAAGAUCAUCGAGAUGCCUGUAUGCAAGCCCUGCGUCUCUGGACUCUGUUUGCCACCUGUGCUGUUGCGGUAGGACAAAAUCAAGGACAGAAGAAUCAAGAGUGCCCUAAGCUCAACGCACAGAUGCCAGAGUUUCAGAAAAAGACUGUACAUAUCAAGGACCCUGGACGAGUAGAGGAAAUUAUCUGUGGCCUCAUCAAAGGUGGAGCUGCCAAACUUCAGAUAAUUACAGACUUUGAUAUGACUUUAAGUAGAUUUUCCUACAAUGGAAAAAGAUGCCCAACAUGUCAUAAUAUUAUUGACAACUGUAAACUCAUCACAGAGGAAUGUCGGAAAAAGUUAUUGCAACUGAAAGAAACAUACUAUGCUAUUGAAAUUGACCCUAAUCUUUCCAUUGAAGAAAAGUAUCCUUAUAUGGUGGAAUGGUACAAUAAAUCUCAUACUUUGCUCAUUGAACAAGGCUUACAAAAGGAUAAGUUUGCAGCAAUCGUGAGGGAAUCUGAUGUUAUGCUGAAGGAAGGAUAUGAGAACUUUUUUGAUAAGCUAAAUGAACAUAAUAUUCCUGUAUUCAUAUUUUCUGCUGGGAUUGGAGACAUUCUGGAAGAAGUCAUCCAUCAAGCUGGUGUUUACCAUUCUAAUGUCAAAGUAGUUUCUAACUUCAUGGAUUUCGAUGAGAACGGUGUAUUAAAAGGAUUCAAAGGAGAAUUGAUUCAUGUUUACAACAAACAUGAUGGUGCCUUGAAGAAUACAGAGUACUUCAAACAGUUAAAGGACAAUAGCAACAUCAUAUUGCUGGGGGAUUCCCAAGGAGACUUGAGUAUGGCUGACGGAGUAGCAAAUGUUGAACACAUUCUUAAGAUUGGCUAUCUAAAUGAUAAAGUUGAUGAACUUCUGGAAAAAUACAUGGACUCUUAUGAUAUUGUUUUGGUGAAAGAUGAAUCAUUGGAUGUGGCCAACUCCAUCCUACAGAAAAUUCUGUAAACUGCGUCAAGUCACUCCGCUCUAAAUAGGACAGCUGGAUAGAAAAGAGCACCUGUUGUUUUAGACGUGCACACAUUAUACUGUUUUCUGGACUGCUGUAACUUAAAAGUUUUCUUCGUCGUUUAUAGUUGAACUAAUAUACAGUGUCCAUUGUCAAUGAGAAGCUCCUUUACUACUCCAUGCGACCACACACUCUUUAAUAGCUAAGGGUUAACCUUUUCUGGACAUGAUGAACUAUACUACCUAGAGGAUGUUGCAAUUUAUUUUCGAUGAAUUAUGCAAAUGAGAUGUGUUUUCAAAACAGAAAUCCUGUGAAAAUCUAAGCACCCUGUGAGUACCUAAAUAGCAAGCAUGGAUUCACAUUGCCUUUCCCACUUCUGCCCUGUCUCUUGGCGUAUGAGACAGUUAUGCUCCAUCACAGUUGCACUAAUGUUCACAGUAUAGUUUUCAUAAUAGAUAUUUUCUCGUGGUAAAUAUGAUAGUCCAGAUACAAUAAGAUACCAUAAACAGAGUUUUCUCUCAUGUUAAAAGUAUUCUAUACUUUUUUGUUUAUCCUCUGUAUGUUGAAUGGGAGAAUUAUACUUUGAUGUAAUCAAUA
Molecule: messenger RNA, 1770 nt
Organism: Alligator sinensis (Chinese alligator)
Lineage: Eukaryota; Metazoa; Chordata; Crocodylia; Alligatoridae
Gene: NT5C3A
Product: 5'-nucleotidase, cytosolic IIIA
Exons: 10
Coding region: 120-1172 (350 amino acids)
Cellular component (GO): cytoplasm
Molecular function (GO): 5'-nucleotidase activity; magnesium ion binding
Source: RefSeq, a predicted model, not a curated record